AUGUUUUAUCCACUGGAACUGCCCACAGUACGUCGUCCUCUUUACAGGGAUUACGGCGGCAAAUCGGGACUCAUUCAGACGCAGCAGGAUGCCAGAAAGGGCAGGCGUUUGGGUAAACUAUGGCACUUUAUGCUGCCAUAUCUCAAGGACUACGCAGCGGAGUCCUCCGUGCACGGCAUACGAUAUCUGGCCGAUCCCAAGAUGAGAAAUUUGUGGCACCUCAGGGUGAUUUGGCUGCUGAUUCUGGUGGCCACCAGCAUAGGUGCCAUAGUGGUUUACGUGGACCUCAACGAACUGUACCAAACGGUGCGCAUACAGACCACCAUUAGGAACACGAUGCUGCCGAUUUUCCGCAUACCAUUUCCCUCGAUUGGAUUCUGUCCCAGGAACCGCCUGAACUGGAGGGCACUGGAGAACGAGGCAGUUCAUCACUUCCUGGGCGCCAACGUGUCUGCUGCCCAGAAGGACGUCUUCGUAAAGUUCUUCACUGCGGCAGGCGAUCCACACUUGUCGCGCCUGAAUGAAAUGUCCAACUUCUUUAUGAAUAAAACUCUGACUGAUGAGCUGCAUAUGCUAGACCAUCUCGACCUUCGUGAGGUCUAUAAAUUCAUUCAGUUCAAGUGCCAGGACUUGUUUCACAUCUGCCGCUGGCGGGGCAACGAAGUAAACUGUUGCGAGGUCAUUGAAUAUCAGUUUACAGAGGCCGGAUUGUGUUUUGUCUUCAACACGGAGAUCAGUCCGGCAUCGCGACUUAAAGCUAAGGAGGAUAAAUACUAUCCCCUGCGCACCCCGCACUAUGGCGAAGGGACUGGCCUGGAUGUCUUCAUCCGGCUCAACAGAUCCUACAUUCGUCCUGGGAAGCGGGGCAUCAAUGUGAUGAUCAAGCAGCCGCAGCAGUGGAGCGACGUGGUGCGCCAUGUGCCACAUGAAGCCCACACCAGGAUCAGCAUAACUCCCCGAUUCACGGUCACGGACGAACGAACCCGGUCGGUGACGCCGGAGGUCAGGAGAUGCAUCUUUGGCGAUGAGGUCGACAAUCCGCAAUACAAGAAUUUUCCGGAUUUCCAAUACUGGGUGGGGAACUGCCGGAGCAGGUGCCAUCAGGAACAUGUCAUCAAUCUGUGCAAGUGCUCUCCCUCCAUCUUUUUUCCCGUCUCUGAUAAAGAUAACUUCACUACUUGCAAGGCCUCGGACUUCAAGUGCCUCUACGAAAACAGAAUUACCUUCAGCAUUGAACGGCAUCCCGAGGAGGACGACUUUGUUAGGAAUCCCUUCAAGGAGAGCAUGAUCUGUGACUGCUUCACCAGCUGCACUCAGCUAGUUUUCGACCGGGUUUACACCACCACCACUCUGGAUAAUAAUGAAGCGAACACCGAGGCGGGUACAAUGCGUUUGGAUAUUUUCUUCCAGUCCGGUUGGUUUAUCCAGUAUCAGACAAUUAUGAGAUUUACCUUUGUGGAACUACUGGCUAGCUUUGGUGGCAUAAUCGGCUUAUUUUUAGGCGCCUCCUUACUGAGCGCCUUUGAAUUGGCCUACUACUUCUCAAUUGGGCUCUAUUUGUACAUUCAUGGCAAGAGAAAGUUAAAGAAGCCGGAACCUCACGUUGUAACUAUUCCAUUUGGCCAGAGAAAGAUAACACCCAUUAAGUUUUGA
Messenger RNA from Drosophila santomea, 1653 nucleotides. It is a transcript of the gene ppk21, whose product is annotated as pickpocket protein 19. Bases 1 to 1653 code for a protein of 550 amino acids. Lineage: Eukaryota; Metazoa; Arthropoda; Insecta; Diptera; Drosophilidae. The record is from RefSeq and is a predicted model, not a curated record. Gene Ontology annotation, cellular component: membrane. The transcript has 7 exons. Gene Ontology annotation, biological process: sodium ion transmembrane transport. Gene Ontology annotation, molecular function: ligand-gated sodium channel activity.